Salmo salar (Atlantic salmon) is the source of this 4466-nucleotide messenger RNA. RefSeq names its product zinc finger matrin-type protein 3. Lineage: Eukaryota; Metazoa; Chordata; Actinopteri; Salmoniformes; Salmonidae. Gene Ontology annotation, molecular function: nucleic acid binding; zinc ion binding. The record is from RefSeq and is a predicted model, not a curated record.
CACACACCUAUAUAGGACUUCCAAUCAAAGGCAACUAUACACACCUGCCUUCAAUUGGAAGUCCCAAUCACCAACACAACAUUAAACAAACAAACCACCUGCCACAUCCUGACCAAGACUAAGCAAUACGCCCUCUGCUGGUCAGGAUGUGACAUGUAUUAAGUAAGCUAUUUUCUUGGAUAAUUUUUUUCACGCUCAUAUUUGAGAAUUUUCAGGUGUUUGGAUUACAUUUUGUCAUUUAUCAGAAUAACAUUGAUGUACACAGUGGGCCUAGUAUUGCCGGGAAAAUAAUUUUGUUUGUUAUCGGAAAGUUCCAUUUCAAGCAUGCCAUUCACUUGGUGUCACUGCAUGGCUGCUGGAAUCAAAAACAUCCCACACUGUUAUUGGGUCUCCAAUCUGAGUUGAUGCAGCAGAAACAUCAGACAUGAGCGCAGUCACUGACCCAUCCCCCACAUCAACCCUUAUGCAGAAAAAAUGUGGCCGCACAUGAUUGCCUGAAAUGUAUCCAGUCAAGCAAGCAAUAGUCUGUUUGAAUCAGCGCCAGAUCAAGAGAUGAUUGAGGAACUUAUUUUUGCAAGGAGCAGAGCCCAUGCUUGACUGCAUGGGAAGCGUAAUUUUCACAAUGACCUCUGGACUGUGAAACCCACCAUUGUUCUAUUUGUUAGUGUCAGUUUCACCAGGGAGAAAUGAACACAGUUGAUGACUGUAGUUCUUGCUUCCUCCCAAUGUUAUACAGCUAUUACAUGGCUAUAAUAAGUGUAGAAUCCAGUCUAAUACAUACUUUGCCAUCAUUGCAUUGGCCCUCAGGACCAGAGUCUAUGCUGACGCCUUCAAUGAGCCUUUUUGGCCAGCAACAGCCGCUGUUCCAGCCAAUGCCUUCUACACAUACCCUUGGACCCCCUCCACAGACCCUCAGGCCGUCUAGACCAGUGGUAGUGGCCCCAGACCCCCUCCUUUUCCCCCUCUACAGCCCUCUGUCUGCCAAACCACCCGCUCACCUCCAGCUGAUGCAGGGCCCCCCCUGCCCUGUCCCCUGCCCUGUCCCACCUCCCACUGCCCAGGUGGCCCUCAGCACCAAGCCCCAGGAGGAAGAAGCUCAGAUCGGGGCCACAGACCAGGACGCUACCUUGGAUGAGCUGUGUAAGCCUCUGUAUUGCAAACUGUGCAACGUCACCCUCAACUCUGCCCAGCAGGCACAGGCCCACUACCAGGGUAAAAACCACAGUAAGAAGUUGAGAAAUUUUUAUGCAGGCAGCCAGCAGCUGCCUGCCAUCAGGAUUACAGAGGUAAUAGAACCAGUUUCCCAGCAACCCCUCACGACUGCACCAACUGAGAGUGCAACUCCAAAACAGCCGGUGUCAUUUAACGGUGCCAGCAGGGUGAUCUUAGCCACGGAGAACGACUACUGCAAGCUGUGUGACGCCUCGUUCAGCUCACCUGCCGUGGCUCAGGCGCACUACCAGGGCAAGAACCAUGCCAAGAGACUGCGGCUGGCUGAGGCCCAGCAGAGCAGUAGCAUCAUAGAGUCGACUGAGUGUGUCCAGAGGCGUCCGAAGAAAGAGGGGAGCGAGUACAAAUUGAUCAAGAACCGCAGGACCUCACAGGUGCCUCCUGCCAUGCCAGCCCCCUACUACAACCCCCGGCCCAGGCAGAGGAUCCCCAGAGACCUGGCCAUGUGUGUGACGCCCAGUGGCCAGUUCUACUGCUCCAUGUGCAAUUCUGGGGCCAGCGAGGAGGCCAACUUCCGCCUUCACCUGGAGAGCAAGCAGCACAAGAGCAAGGUGUCGGAGCAGCGCUACCGCAGCGAGAUGGAGAAUCUGGGCUACACUUAGGAGGGCAGCGCCGCAGCACGGGGAGGAGAGGGGAAUGGGGGGGUGGAUUCACACUGAAUUUUGCCAAUAGUAUAGAAAGAACCCACCAGGCUGUGGGGUAUUGGGGAACUUUAUCUCACAAUCGGUUUCCUUUCCCCAGUUUAAACCUUGUUAUUACUUGAGUUUGAGUAGCUGAAUAUUGCUAUGUGUAGUAGAGGAAAGCAAAGUUCUAUUACAGGCUUCUACCAGACCAGGUGAAUGUACUGUGAUUGCGAUGACAAUUAUUAAGUGAUAGGUAUUUUUUCAAUUGUAAAAAUCUGACUGACUGUUCUCUUUCCUCAUCUGUGUUUACAUGGGUUUGGUAUGACUCCAAGCAUCUUGGACAUGCCAGUCAACUCAACCUCUGGUCCUGGUCCCUUAUUAUUUUGGGAUGCUAUAAAAGCCAGCUGCUGUCAGCCCUUGACUUCCCUAUGGGAGGUGUGCUUUUUGAAAAGCAGAGUAACUCAGGAGAAUAUAGAGCAGGCCAGAGCAGGACUAGCUUUAAUUGGGGGGAUUUAGGGUUAUUUCCACAUGACCUCUACUCUGUUUAAUUUAGAGAAAAGGGGAUUUAGGCUGUUCAAAGCCCAAUUUGUUCAGAGGAGGAACACAAAGCUUGAGUUCUUGUUCCUAUAUAUCUACCCCUUAAUCCAAUGCAUGUGUACAAGUAAAUUUAGGCAUUCAUUGUCUGGUUCUUUUUUUUUUGCAGUCACAGAAAAAUGAUCGCUCGUUAACAGUGUAUUCUCUCUGGCUCUCAGAUGAUGUGUUUUUCAUAAAUGCUCUUGUAACCUAUUUUAAAAUGGCCUUUUUUUGUAGUUCUAGUCAGACCAUGGUUUAUUUGUCUUAAUUUAACAUUGCCUUUUGAUUUAUAAGAUUUACUGUGUAUCGUUUUGUCUUUAUGAGUGUUUGUUUUUAUAGACAAUUAGCCAGAGAAAAUAUCUACUGUUAUCUAAUGUAGGGGGGAGCUUCAUGUGCAACAUCACUUUAUUUGUAUACACUUGAUUAUACUUUAAUAUUUCACUGUAUAAAUUAUGUUUGUGCAAUGUACAUGUGUGCAUGAUAUUAUCAGAAUAGAAAUAUAUUUAAGUAUUCAUAAUAUGCUACUAGUGGGAGUGGAGGAACUAGGCCAGUUUGCGAGAGAUAGAGAAGGGACCAUUAUAUUGGACACAAGGUAGUGUAUGGGAAGGAGUAUUGCCCUUGUUAUAGAGGAGUGGGUGGAGUUUCAUACUGAUUGAUUGAUUGAAUUUGUUAGAUAUUUAAAAGUAGCAGGCUUCUCCAGCCGGAGACAACAUUACACGAUUACAGGAUUUGCUUUAGUUAUUGUUAUUUGUUAAAGUUCUAUUGAUGUUUCUCGAUCUGAUUUGUAUCAAAUGUUUACAGAGAGUGGUCCAAAGGGAAGUUGAUCACAUUUAAUGUUGGGUCCAUCCACAUGUUGCCCGUUCCUUAAACCUAAUUUGUCUUGUAUUGCAAUGGCCUACUGGAACUCUCCCAGCAAUCUCAUCUCCACUUUUUUUCAAGCUGUUUUAAUACAUAUUCAGUGCCUCUCAACCUUCAUUUUGUGAUGGACUGCACCCAGGGCUGUGAUUUUCUUGGAAGUUGAAACCACUCAUUAAAUGGGAUACAUUAAUUAUGUUACACAUUAAGUGAUCUAUAUUGUUCAGCUUAACCACCCAGAGCAAAUAAGCUAUUUCUAUCUGGAACUAGCACAGCAGUGGAAUUAACCACUUUCAUAAUAAUAUGUAACAUACCCCUUAAAAGGGGAGUGUGUAUCUCAGAGUAUACAGUGUGGGUCUGAGUGCAAUUCCUUAGUCCAAUGUUAGUAGUCAUCUCAUUCGAUGCCCUAUUUCUGUUUAAGUAAGUGGAGUUGUGUUUGCCUGCUGCUACACAUCCAUCCAUGCUAGUUUUAUGGCUGUGGCUGUGCAGUCUGUGCUCUGUCCUCUGAGGUAUUAGGCAGGAGCCAUUCCUUGCUGGGAGUAGUGUAGUGCUGCAGCAGCACAUCUGUUUGCCGCUCUAUCAGGGAGUGUGACCUGGCAUGGGAACAGGCCAUACCCCAGGGAGAUCCACACAGGCACAACAAACACUAUCCAAUGGACCUAUCUAUGUACUCAGACCAUUGUUGAUUUCCUACUCUCCUCUCCUCCAACAAGAUAUCAUUGUCCGCUAUGCAUGGCUGGCCAGGAGUUUGGCUCGCUUUAUCUGUUGUUCAGAAAUAUAAUUUCUCAAAGACAGAUGGAUUUAUAAAUGUCGAAAGAAGUGAACUAUAUCUAGGGAUAAGGGAUGAAAAUAAGGGAUAGCUGCAGUGCCUUUCUAAUGUCACACAAUCACAUCUGAUCUCAUGGCUGCCUUCGGCACAAACAUGAUUCUCAAGAACAAUCAACUCCAUUUCCAUUGGAGGCAGAAAUAUUGCCUCUGGUGCAAUAUUGCAAAUGUGGGAUCCAAAGAUCCCAAUUAAAUUGAAUUGACUUCCCUUUAGAGAAAAUAAUUCUAUAAUGUCUUGAAUGUACGUAUAUUUGAAGAAUAACAGAAUGACAACAGUUGUUUUAGAAACAAUUGAAGCACCUAUUUUGGUCACGGUACAAUAUUGACUAACUAUUUAAUAAAAAAAUUUUAUACAUGUUA